AUGAAGUUAUUUGUUCUCGUUCUUUCUCUUACGUACUUCGCAGCAGCCAUCAGCAGCAAAGGAAACAAAAAAAUAUCCAAAAAUAUCGCAAAAAAGCCCAAAAAGACAAACAAUGAAAGCCAUCUUGAAAAGCUGAUGGGAGCCAUUGCAGGAACACACCCCUCUGCAAUCUCCAACUUUGUCAAAAAAAGCAAGAAACAGGCCCUAAAAAAGAAGGAGACCUACGAACUUGAGGCAAUGCUCGAUGGAGAAGAGGAGUCGCAGGCUGUGGAGAGCACACCCAUUGAGGAAGAGAGCGUUAUCGUAGAAGAAACAAUCAAGGAAGAAGCAAUUGAAGAAGGAGUUUAUGAUAAAGCAGCUGAUGAAAUCACCUCCGAUAUGAUCAAAACUGCAAAAGUUUUUACUUUAGUAACCAUUGAAGAUGAACUUUCCCAGAACGAAGAAGUUCUUGAGGACAUGAUUGCUGACCUGGAGAGCGGCGAGACUGUGGUGACUGUUGAGAAGAGCAACGUAGAAGCUGGCGCCUUGGGAAGCAUCGAGUUUGACCUGGACUUUGAAGAGAUAAAGAAGACCAUUGGAAACCAUGUGAUGAGCGAAGAAGAGUCUGCGCUUUUGUACAAAGUAACAGAAGAAAUUGAAAAAAAUAAAAUAGCCCACGAGAAUGUUCUGUCUAAGAUGGUUCAGACCCUUCUUUUGGAAGUGAAAGAAGAAGACGGCACCAUAAGAGCAUCGAAAAUCCUUAUGGGGAUGUACACCUACACAACCAAAGAAACCAACCCACUGAGAUUCGGUGACUUUGUGACCCAUGUAUUCAAGAUUGUUGAAUAA
This is a messenger RNA of Nematocida minor, 828 nucleotides long. RefSeq lists its product as uncharacterized. The record is from RefSeq and is a predicted model, not a curated record. Bases 1 to 828 code for a protein of 275 amino acids. The transcript has a single exon. NCBI's taxonomy places the organism in Eukaryota, Fungi, Microsporidia.